Molecule: messenger RNA, 723 nt
Organism: Trypanosoma cruzi
Lineage: Eukaryota; Euglenozoa; Kinetoplastea; Trypanosomatida; Trypanosomatidae
Exons: 1
Coding region: 1-723 (240 amino acids)
Source: RefSeq, a predicted model, not a curated record
AUGGAGGGAGGCGGUUUGGGCCCAAAGACGGACGUGACAAUAAAUGUUUCAGGCACCGUGACGUUACCGCUGCACCUACAGGCGCUGGAAACUCUUGAAGACCCCGUGCUGCAGGCAGAGAUCAUGAAGGAGGCCGCGCGCAUCGCGAUUUCUGAGAAACUCAGUGGCUUUGAUAAGAUGCAUAUCACCGCUGCACAGAGACGUGGCAAUCCGAGCUGUGAGGCGACGCUUGAAUUUGCAGAUCUCUGCUGCGCCAUUGCAAAUUUGCAGCACGCCUACGAGCAUGCCAUGGGGUAUUUUCUUAAGAUCCAGGAGAUUAUCGACAAGAAAAGGACGCAGCUACAGGAAGAGAGGCUGAAGAAAUCUGAAGAAGAAGAAGAAGAAGAAGAGGAAGCGGGUCCUGAAGACGUGCUUGCAGAUAUUCAUCAGUUGAUUCGAGACGCGCUGGACGGUCCAGGCGAAGCACCGUUUGCGUCAGUCAUUCGUGAAUCCGCCCACAAAAACACGACGGUAGCAGCAGGAUCCAUGGCUGAUUGUGAUGAUGGUGACGGGGCAGCAGAUUAUUAUGACGACAUGCAUAAUCCGGAGGCAGAGGGCUACGCCCCGCUGUUGGAUCACACCGACACCGGAUUGAAAGAAGAAGUGGAGGAAGAAGAAGAAGAAUCAACGAUAAAAACCGAAAAAAAAGGAGGGUCUGAGAGACAACGAGACGGCAGCCGCUGA